AUGACACGAACUGAAGAUAGACGCUGGCUACGUAAAGCCAUUCGUUGUGCCCUAAACUAUACAGGCCAAACAGCCCCAAACCCCAUUGUUGGUUGUGCAGUUGUUAAACAAGACAAGCUUUUAGGAUUAGGUGCUCAUCAAGGGGCUGGCACCCCCCAUGCAGAGGUUCAUGCGUUACAAGCGGCUGGUAGCCAAACACGAGGUGCAACUGCUUAUGUUACCUUAGAGCCUUGUAACCACUAUGGAAAAACACCACCUUGUACAGAAACUCUUAUUAACGCUGGGAUUCAACGUGUCGUUAUUGGUACGUUAGAUCCAAAUCCGCAAGUUCAUGGCCAAGGCGUAAAACGUUUACGAUCUGCAGGUAUUCAGGUUGAUGUCGGUGUUUUAGAAAAAGCUUGUCAAGAUUUAAUUCGUGAUUUUAACGUUUGGCUAACCUCAAAACGUCCUUUUGUCAUCUAUAAAGCAGCAACAACGUGGGAUGGUGCAACAGCCAGUGCUCAGAUGGGUAAAGAAGCUAUUAGCGGACCUGCGAGUCAAAAACGUGUUCAUAAAUUGCGGACAACCGUUGAUGCUGUUCUUAUUGGCGCAAAUACAUUUAAAAGAGAUAACCCUGAUCUACGUCCAAGGCUUGUACGCCAUAAGAAAAAAAUGCUACGGCGUGUUGUUGUAACGUCCGAAUUACCUAAAGCUUCAGGAAAUUUAUGUAGUCAAGAACCAGAAUCUGUACUUUGGCUUUGCGGCAAAACGUCGAUAGAGCAUCGUCAUAGUUGGGAGCAGGUCGGUUCAACUGUUAUAUGCUUUGAGCAAUUACCAACACCCCAACUUGUUGUCUCAACAUUAUUUGACUUAGGUGUUUAUCGUUUACUUCUUGAAGGUGGAUCUACCCUUGCCAAGUCUUUUUUGGAGGCACGACUCAUUGACUGGCUUAUCUGCAUUCAUGGGCCAAAACUAGCUGGAGGCAAUCCAGGGGUACCUUUAUUUUCUGGGGCACCACAGGCGCCGCUCACAAGAGCUAUUACUUACCAAUUAAGUCGUACUUACCGUAUUGGUAAUGACCUCUGGGCUGAGGGUUUGAUCGAUUAUUAA
Ylistrum balloti is the source of this 1089-nucleotide messenger RNA. Its product is annotated as riboflavin biosynthesis protein RibD-like. The record is from RefSeq and is a predicted model, not a curated record. The transcript has a single exon. Lineage: Eukaryota; Metazoa; Mollusca; Bivalvia; Pectinida; Pectinidae. Gene Ontology annotation, molecular function: 5-amino-6-(5-phosphoribosylamino)uracil reductase activity; diaminohydroxyphosphoribosylaminopyrimidine deaminase activity; zinc ion binding. Gene Ontology annotation, biological process: riboflavin biosynthetic process. Bases 1 to 1089 code for a protein of 362 amino acids.